AUGGCUACGAUUACAGCUACCCAGCAAAAGAAAUUUGCGACCGAUCUGACGGACUAUGCCAAGCGUCGUCAGACAGACGGGCCCUACGCCGAUAACCUCGAUGUAGAUGUUCUCAUCGUAGGCGGUGGAUUUGGCGGAGUCUUUAUGCUAAAGACUCUCCGGGAGAUGGGCCUACGAGCAGUCAUCUACGAAGCCGGAACCUCGUUCGGAGGAACCUGGCGUUGGAACCGCUACCCCGGUGCCCGAGUCGACUCAGAGGUCCCAGAGUAUGAGUUCUCGUGGCCCGAGGUGUUCAGGGACUGGACGUGGUCAACCAAUUACCCCAAUUACCAGGAGCUUCGUCAGUACUUUGAUCACGUUGAUAAGGUCUUGGAUCUCUCCAAAGACUGCUCAUUCGAUACCGUCGUCACCGGCGCCCAGUUCCAUCCAGACGAAGGCAAAUGGCACGUAAAGACCGCCGACGGCCGCCUGGCCAAGAGCAAGUACUUUGUCGUCGCAGCCGGUUUCGCCUCAAAACGCUACAUCCCCAACUGGCCCGGCGUCGAAAAAUUCAAGGGCGUAGUCCACCACUCCUCCUUCUGGCCCGAAGAAGAUGUACCCGUCCGCGGCAAGCGCUGCGCCGUCAUCGGCACCGGCGCCUCGGGCGUCCAAAUCUGCCAGGAAUGGGGCAAAGCCGUCGGCGAGAGCGGCGAGCUCAAGGUCUUCCAGCGCACGCCGAACCUGGCGGUGCCGAUGGGCAAGCGCAACCUCACGGCGCAGGAGCAGAACAUCGGCAAGGAGUGGUACCCGCGCCUCUACCAGCUGCGCGAGAAGUGCUUCGGCGGCUUCUUCUACGGCAUGGUGGAGCGCAACACCUUUGACGACUCGCCUGCGGAGCGGGAGGCGUUUUAUCGGCAGCUGUGGGAGCACGGCGGGUUCCGGUUCUGGUUGGGGAACUACAAGGAUAUGUUGUUUGAUGCGGAUGCAAACAAGGAGGCGUACGACUUUUGGGCGAGGAACGUGCGGACGCGGAUUGGGGAUGCGAGGAAGAGGGAUAUUUUGGCGCCAAAGGUGGACAAGAUGCCGCAUUUCUUUGGCGUCAAGAGGCCUUGCUUGGAGCAGAACUACUAUGAGCAGUUCAACAAGGCCAAUGUGGACGUUGUCGACAUUAGCAAGAACGAGAUUGACAGCUUCACGGAGACGGGUAUCAGGUUGAAGGAUGGGACGACGUACGACUUUGAUGUGGUUGCCAUUGCCACUGGUUUUGUAAGUCUUCUUCUCUUUAUAUGCACAGGCAAGGGGAUGGGAUCUGGUACCAGUGUUGUCGAACGCGACAAAGCACAAGGCGAAGGACCUCAGUACCAUGAUAUCACCACCGGAGGCAUGACAAACAUGGGCCUAAAGAGCAUAAACAACACGUACCUCCAAGACGAAUGGAAAGCCGCGGCAAACACCUACCUCGGCACCACCGUCAGCGGUUACCCCAACAUGUUCCACAUGUACGGCCCCCACGGUCCCACGCUGCUGAGCAACGGGCCCUCGACGGUCGAGGUCCAGGGCCGCUGGAUCGCCGACUGCAUCCGCAAGAUUGAGCGGGAGAGCAUCAAGUACGUCAACCCGACCGCUGACGCGACCAAGGCGUGGAAGCAGCGGAUCAACGAGUUGAGCGACGCGAGCUUGUUCCCGACGACGCGGUCGACGUAUAUGGGUGGGUCGAUGCCGGGUAAGGCGUUUGAACAGGUCAACUUUGCGGGUGGCAUUCCGCAGUAUGCCAAAGAGAUUCGGGAGAAGUUGGAUGGGUGGACCGGGUUUGAUGUUGUCAAGGAUACCAGGGAUAAGAGCAGAAUUUGA
This is a messenger RNA of Colletotrichum lupini, 1830 nucleotides long. RefSeq names its product HK97 family phage prohead protease. Lineage: Eukaryota; Fungi; Ascomycota; Sordariomycetes; Glomerellales; Glomerellaceae. The coding region runs from base 1 to 1830 and encodes 609 amino acids. The transcript has 5 exons. The record is from RefSeq and is a predicted model, not a curated record. Gene Ontology annotation, molecular function: N,N-dimethylaniline monooxygenase activity; flavin adenine dinucleotide binding; NADP binding.